UCAAAAUCCCACUCUAUCCGGACCCUGGACAGAUUACACUCAUCGAGGCUGAGGGAGUCUAGGCUGGUAGAUGGUUGGGCGGAGGGAGUCAGGGCCUCUGAUUCUCCCAUCGCCACGGCCCGACGGUGUCCCUGGUGCAGCUCUGGGACAGUGAGCACGGCCAGAUCAAGAAGCACAACCAGCAGCGGUAAUAAUGAAGCAGUCCGUGACUUUUGCCGGAGGCAUAUUAGCAGCGAGGCUGGAAAAUGCGCACGUCUCAACGAGACAAACAUACCGCAGGAGCGUUGCGAUGUGAAGCAGAUGGAAUAUCGCCGCCGCAAUUAUGAAAAUUGCCAUGGUACUGUCCUCAAACGCUUCUGGUUAGCGGCUCCUAGUCAUGUGCAGAGCCACCCGAGAGAGGUUAUUCCAGUGGAACGAGACAAUUUCUGCUUACACAUGUUUACCGCCAACAGCAUCCCCCUGAUCCACCAUCAGGAGGAAUGCGGUAGUAAUCAUUGUCCAGCAUGGCAAGGACCUGCCCCAGGCUGUGAGAAAAGGCAACCGGGCGCCAGUUGA
This is a messenger RNA of Pyricularia oryzae 70-15, 555 nucleotides long. RefSeq lists its product as uncharacterized. The transcript has 3 exons. The annotation marks the transcript as partial. NCBI's taxonomy places the organism in Eukaryota, Fungi, Ascomycota, Sordariomycetes, Magnaporthales, Pyriculariaceae. The record is from RefSeq and is a predicted model, not a curated record.